CUGAGCCUCGCGCUACUCGCGACCACAGUACGCAAGCGCUCCACUCUAGAGGCGCAUCUCUGCAGUCUCUUCCUUCGAUUCUGUCUCUCAAGUGCGUCUGACCAACAACGUCAGAUCAAUGCUGUCCUGCGUGGUGCGGUAGAGUCCAACCUGCCAAGCAAAUGAGCAGCCAACAUCCUCAGCCUUGGCUCUGCAAGAGCGAAGCAAGCAGCGCGUCUACUAGCACAUGCAAGAGAUGAUCAGGGUUCUAGAGUUUUGCUCAAUACCCUUGAUUCAAGCGUUUUCCCCGCGUCGUUCACGGAACCAGCUCAGCAGCCUCAAGGUGGCAUCGCAGCAGAUACGGCCAACAACGAACCCAUGGCUUUAUCUAACAGCGUCUCUGUCUCUUCUGAUACAUUACGCUGAGUCUAACGCAUUCAAGAGGACGAUCUAGACUGAUUUGAACGCCUUGCACACGAUACACGCAUGACAAAGGAACCAGCACGACUACGACGCGUGCCAAGGGAUAAUUCCAAGCGCACUGUGAUCCAGGCUGUCGAACCCAUUUUCAACACGUUGCCGAUCUAAAGAAGACAGUCCGUCGUCUUGAUCGGAACUUCACGUCCCUUGCCAGGGCGCAAGCGAAGCGGAUUUCCAUGGCUCUUCUCAGCAUGCUGCCAAGAAUCUGCAAGUCGCCUAAUCGAGGCACACCAAGCGUCUGCAGAGGCAGAGGCUGAGCAGCAGGAGAUCGACGACGACAACGACACACAACAAGGACCAC
Messenger RNA from Protomyces lactucae-debilis, 760 nucleotides. RefSeq lists its product as uncharacterized. The record is from RefSeq and is a predicted model, not a curated record. The coding region runs from base 227 to 433 and encodes 68 amino acids. Lineage: Eukaryota; Fungi; Ascomycota; Taphrinomycetes; Taphrinales; Protomycetaceae. The transcript is spliced from 2 exons.